GUUCUGCUACAAUAGGACUCUCCGUAGUCUCUAUCUUCCUUACACACAUUCUCUACUCAAUCAUCAAAAUCUCAGCACUGCAUUAUACGGCGCUAAAUAUAUACCGCGUAUAUAAAUCCAGAAAAAAACAAAAAUUAAGAAUGUCAUCUUGGUUGUUUCUUCCAAACCCUUUCAAUUCUGAAGACAAUGAUGAUCAGAACUCUGAUCACAGCAUCUCCACUCUCUUCCGCUCUGUGGCAGCCUUCCUUGCUCCACCGCCAACUAAUUCUCCGUCCGCCGCGGCCGCCACCGAUGAAAACGGCGGCGGCGGCGGCACGGUGGAGGUCAGCUCAAGGGCGAUUGCCGGAAUGAAGCAUGAUUUAGCUGAGAUUGGAGACAGGUUUAAGUCCAGCGUUUCUCUGUUGUCUUCUCGAUUUUUUAAGCCAAAAGAGGAUGAUCCUGUAGAGGAGGAGAUGGAGAUGGAGAUGAUAGGAAUUACGGAGGAAGUUGUGGAUUAUGUGAGUACUCUUUCUGAAAGACCUCAGCUUUGGACUGAUUUUCCAAUCAGUUUACCAAAUGACUUUGAAAUGUCUGCCAAUCAAAGAGAGCAUGUGGAGAACAUUGAGCAAUUGGUGCCCGGUCUUGGAUCCUUAAGGCAAAAGGUUUCUGGCCAUUUACCAAAUAAUAAGUUUUGGAUGAUCUAUUUUAUCUUAUUGCUUCCUAGGUUGGAUGAGAAUGAUUUGGAGCUCCUAUCGACUCCCAAGAUUGUCGAAGUGAAGGAUACCCUUAUGCAGCAAUUGCAAAAUAAGAAGGCCCGGGGAGAAGUUUCCAAACACUCUAACACUCAGCAUAGCUCCCUUGAUAACAUCAAGGACGGUAGCUUGCAAGGGAACAAUAAUCGGACAAUUACUUCAACUGAGGCUCCAAAAGCUGCAGAAAUAGAGGUUUCAAAUGCCGAGAAACCCAAACUGCUGUUCAAAAAUGAGGGUGCUGUUUUGUUUAGCGAUGUGGAGGAUGAUGAUAAUGAUUUGCCAGGUAGAAGAUCCAGCGCCUCACUCGGCAAGAAAGCUCUUUCAUCUGGUGAAUCACAUGAAUGGGUUCAUGUAGGUGGAAAGUCGAAAGCUUCUUCUGUCGAGAAAGGUUCCGAUAGUGAGGGAUCUUGUGAAUGGCUUACAAUUGAUGAUGUUGAUUCAGACACAAUGGCGGCUUCUUAAAAAUCCCCUCCCACCCUUGCAUUAGUUGCAGGAGUAUUUUUCUCUCCUCCCUUGGUUUUCAUCAUUCUUUACUAUUUCUCAUUUAUGUAAAUGCCUUCUCAAAAUCCAAGAUAGGAGGAAAAUAAGGAAUCUUAGUGCUGUAUUUUAGCCUUCAGAUUCUCAUUUGUUAGUGUUAAUAAAUAUAUAUUAUUUUAGUA
Ipomoea triloba (trilobed morning glory) is the source of this 1390-nucleotide messenger RNA. RefSeq lists its product as uncharacterized. The record is from RefSeq and is a predicted model, not a curated record. The coding region runs from base 141 to 1193 and encodes 350 amino acids. Lineage: Eukaryota; Viridiplantae; Streptophyta; Magnoliopsida; Solanales; Convolvulaceae. The transcript is spliced from 3 exons.